Molecule: messenger RNA, 1062 nt
Organism: Neurospora tetrasperma FGSC 2508
Lineage: Eukaryota; Fungi; Ascomycota; Sordariomycetes; Sordariales; Sordariaceae
Exons: 3
Coding region: 1-1062 (353 amino acids)
Biological process (GO): DNA repair; DNA-templated DNA replication
Cellular component (GO): Elg1 RFC-like complex; nucleus; Rad17 RFC-like complex
Molecular function (GO): DNA binding; ATP hydrolysis activity; DNA clamp loader activity
Source: RefSeq, a predicted model, not a curated record
AUGGCGCUUAUUGUUGACAAGCACAGGCCGAGGUCUCUCGAUGCCCUCACCUAUCAUACCGAAUUGUCGGAGAGGUUACGGUCACUUGCGCAAAGCGGUGACUUUCCUCACCUUCUUGUCUACGGUCCUUCCGGCGCAGGAAAGAAGACCCGGAUUGUUGCUACUCUCAAAGAGUUGUACGGCCCAGGUGUAGAGAAGAUCAAGAUCGACGCCCGUGUUUUCCAAACCAGCAGCAACCGCAAGCUCGAGUUCAACAUUGUCGCAUCAGUGUACCACCUCGAAAUCACCCCGUCCGAUGUCGGAAAUUACGACCGAGUCGUGGUUCAGGACCUCCUCAAGGAGGUGGCGCAAACACAACAAGUAGAUCUGUCGGCGAAGCAGAGGUUCAAGGUGGUGGUCAUCAACGAGGCCGACCACCUCACCAGAGACGCCCAGGCCGCCCUCCGUCGGACCAUGGAGAAGUACUCGCCCAACCUGCGCCUAAUCCUCCUCGCCAACUCGACAGCCAACAUUAUCGCACCCAUCCGAUCGCGAUGCCUGCUGGUGCGUGUAGCGGCUCCGACACACAAAGAGAUCUGUGACGUCCUUGCUUCAUCGGCGAAGAAGGAGGGUUGGCCGAUUGUCAAGGGUCUACACCAGAGGAUAGCUGAGGAAAGCGGAAGGAAUCUUCGCAGAGCGCUGUUGAUGUACGAGGCGGUAUAUGCGCAAAAUGAGAAAGUCACAGAUAGCACGCCCAUACCACCCCCGGACUGGGAGGCUCUCAUCGGCCAAAUCGCCAAGGAGAUUAUGGAGGAGCAUACACCAGCACGCAUCCUCCAAGUCCGAGCGAAGCUUUACGACCUUUUGACGCACUGUAUCCCCGCGACGAUCAUCCUGAAGACGCUCACAUUCAAACUGAUCCCCCUGAUCGACGACGCACUGAAAGCGGAUGUAAUCUACUGGUCGGCCUUCUAUGAACAUCGCAUUAGGACGGGUACCAAGGUGAUUUUCCAUCUGGAGGCGUUUGUGGCCAAGUUUAUGAGGAUAUUCGAGAUGUAUCUGAUGAUGAGCAUGGACUUGUGA